GUAAUCCCAAAUCCCUCCUUUUUACACUCUCACGCGAAAGCCCGUUUUAUUUGUAGGAAUUUUAAUUGAUUGUUUUUGUGGGGUUUCAAGCUAUUCUUGUGGCGGGUUUGGUUUUUUGAUUUUCGGAAAGCAUUAUUUGAAGUUCACUCAUCUUUUUGUUAGAUCUAUUAGGUUUCGAUUCCAUCCUCUUUAUUUUUUGUUUUUGUUCAUUUAUGAAUUGGAAUGGGGACGGAGAUAUUUGAUAUAGGGUUUUUGUUGGGAGAAUUGAUUGCUGUUUUUCCUUCUUUUUCUUGUAAGGAUGGGUGAUAGUUGGGAACUGAAAAAUAUUUAUUUUGCGAUUCAAUUACUAGAGUCAGUGAGGCCAUUGUAAAUGAACUGCAAUGAAGUUAACAAGUUAGAUUUUACUGCUUUUCUUUAUAAUGGAGAUUAGUGUAUAAGUUUUUUGAACUUUUUUUUAAUGCCAACGCUGGCGAAAAGGAUAUCUGGAGUGCAACUUUGCUAGUCUUUGUUUACUAAGAUCAAAUAAGUUUGAAAAGGGCUUUCCUGGGUCAGUGUAACGAGCUGGAUAGUUUCCUCAAUGCGUUUUGCUUCUAUUUUAUUGAGAGAGAUUAGUUUCAUGGGGUGACAGUUCCGUGGAAAAUCGAGUUCUUUCGGAGCACUUUUAAGCUAAUCUCGUGUUCUCUGUCUAUACUAAGCUGCUUUUGUUGUCAAUGUCAUCUUGUUGUCUGCUCCCGGUCUGAUGAAUUUACUAUGUUUUUAGAGCUAUAGUUCUUUAAAUGCAUGACUUUGCUCAAAGUUGACUUUCAAUUAAACCUGAUUUUUCUGAAGUUUUAAGUUUUGUUAUGUGAUUUUGUCCUUUCUUUUGUUCAUAGUUAUGAAUUUGUCUAGAGAACAUCUGCCGUCAAUGAAUGUUGCUGGGGGUAAUUUGUAGAUAGGUAGCUAAUAUUUGCUAUGAUGCAGUUCUUGAGUUAUGUUUGGUGGGAUAAGCUUGUUAUUUCGUUAUACAUUUGUAGUUGAAGCACAAAAGGACUGGUACCUUCAGUUUAUGGCUUCUCCAGGGUGGUUCAUACUCUACAAAUUUGGAGGCUGGUAUUAGUUUCUAGAGCACAAACUUCUGCUUACCAUUUUCGGGUUCUGUACUUAUGUUUCUGUGAGCUUGAAAGAGGGGAAGUGAUGCUAGCUUUAGAAUAUACUCUGAAUUGGUGAUACCUGAGUUCUGAGCUUUCAUGGAAUUCCUAGUGCCACAGGGUUGCCUUGAUAGACUGGUCUAAAAGUGUUUAAUGCAGUCAAAUCUUUUAGUGUCUGAUGGAAAACCUAAUAAGUAACAUCAACUGCAUACUUGGUGCUAAUAUAAUGUAGUUUAUUGAACUGAUAGCAUCAUCUAAUUGACUGUCUCAUUUGUAAUCUCAGUAUAAGCUAUUAUUACUUGUCUAUUCUAGCCAGAGGAGCCCGUUGUAAUUACUUUUGUCCAUUGUAGCCAGAGGAACCCGUGGUUGAGGACGAUGAUGAUGAGGACGACGAUGACGACGAUGAUGAUGACAAGGAUGAUGAUGAUCUUGAAGGUAAGCGUACAUAUGAAGACAUCCUUUGCCUGGCUUUCUCUAUUAUGAAGACAGAUCUUUUUAUGCAAUUAGUUUGUUUUUUUAUUCCCGGCUGGAUUAUGCAGUUGAAUGUAUUUAUUUAUACUUGCACAAAUGGAUGGUGAAUUUGCCUCGCUAUGUACUUGACUUGAUAUUUUGGUGGUUUGGUUCUUUGCGUAGCUGAAAUUUCCGUUUCAUGGUUAAGAAGAGGUUGACAAGUCAUGAUCUUAUUCUUGUGCAAGCUUGAUGUUCUGUAUCAAGAUAUUUUAGAAAGAGAAAGCAUCUCAAAAUAUCCGGUGCAAAAAUUAGAGAACAGUGUAGCUAAAAUUUUGUUGACAGCUCUGCUCCUUUUGAGUUGUAAAGUUACUUGAUUCUUGUUGCUUCUCACUACUAAGUCAUAUAAACAAUUCUGAUGAUUGCAUGCUGUAAGAUUCUUUUUUUUUUUUCUCUCCUGACUUAAGUGUGGUGCUAUUGAAUGAUGUGAAAGGACAUUAUAUUAGAUCAAGGAAUGUGUGGUAUUUAUUAGGUUAGAUGUUAUACUGUUUUUGCAUCCAUCUUCAGGAUUGUGGUAGUUAUUAGGUUAUAGAUGGUAUACAGUUUUGGCAUCCACUUUCAGGGUAUUUUACACUGCUUGUUGUUGACAGGACAAGCUGAUGGCAGCGGAAGGUCAAAACAGAGUAGAAGUGAAAAAAAGAGUCGGAAGGCUAUGCUUAAGCUGGGAAUGAAACCCAUUCCUGGAGUCAGCCGGGUUACCGUGAAGAAGAGCAAGAAUAUUCUAUUUGUCAUUUCAAAGCCGGAUGUUUUCAAGAGUCCAACUUCAGACACGUAUGUUAUAUUUGGUGAAGCGAAGAUCGAGGAUUUGAGCUCACAAUUGCAGACUCAAGCUGCAGAGCAGUUCAAAGCACCUAAUCUCAGCAAUGUGAUGUCAAAGCCUGAACCAUCGACUGUGCCUCAGGAUGAUGAAGAUGUAGAUGAGACUGGUGUAGAACCCAAAGACAUAGAAUUGGUGAUGACACAAGCUGGGGUUUCCAGGGCAAAGGCGGUCAAAGCUUUAAAGGCAGCGGACGGAGAUAUUGUGUCCGCCAUUAUGGAACUUACAAACUAGGAGUCUUUCUGGCUCUAUAUGUAGUCUUUCAAGACAUGAGCUGAGAAUCGUUCUUUUCCAUGGUAGAUUGUUGUUGCUUUCUGGACAUCCUUUUUCUAGUUACGCCUUGUUUUCUUCUUCAUGCUGUUAUGCUAUAGGUACACCAUAAACUGUCUGAGUUUCGAGUUGGUAGUAUACAAUCUCUACCUGGAAUGAAUGGUGCAUUAAGAUUUUCAUAUUCCCUGUGUGAUCUGGUUUUGUAUUCUUUUUGAGCCAUGUCUGUAUGAUUGCAUUCACUCUCUGUAACUUGCUAUUUUUGGAAGAGUAAUUUCUUUGUAUUGUUAGAAGGACCAUGAUUGUUGGUUUAUCAUGCCUAAGAAAAGCCGGAUCUUUUUAUUUCUUUGUUAGAGGUCUAGCAGUCUAGCUGAAGUUGUUUUAUAAGACACAUUAGUUCUUUCCAAAAAAAAUACUGGUUAUCAUACCUUUGAUUCCAGUUUGGAGUAAAUAGAUCGUAUUCAUUCGGUUACCGGUUACUACUUUCGCUAUUUGUAAGUGCUGGCGCAUGUUUCAUUUGUGCAAGACAAGCAACAUUCAUCUCAUUAUGACACUUCAAUUAUCCUUCAUUCACAUCUUUUUACAAAGCUUGCACCACCUUUACCAGUUUUGGCUUUUGACCUUGUACGUGGGUUUCGGUCAUUCUGGUCAUAAGGGGAGUGGUGUUGUGAGGGUAUACUCUUAGGUUUGAGAUCAUGCUAUACUGGCAAUUUCAUUAUUGAUUAAGUGAUUGCCCAUGCUCAUGAUCAAAGAAGUUUCCCUGCAAUAAAAUUGUUUUUCUCACGAGGCGAAAAGAAUCAGUAUUUUCAAUUUGAUAAUGUUACACUCAGGACAUGAAGAGAAAAUUCAACGGCUAGUCUCUUACUUUUAACUUUCAGACUGGU
Molecule: messenger RNA, 3602 nt
Organism: Oldenlandia corymbosa var. corymbosa
Lineage: Eukaryota; Viridiplantae; Streptophyta; Magnoliopsida; Gentianales; Rubiaceae
Source: the annotation of a GenBank genome assembly